AUGACAAGCCAUCAGGCAGUAAAAUCCUUCAAGAAAUCUUCUGUCCCAGGAGUUGUUAUCACCCAGUUUGUGGAUGAUAUUCCAAAAGGGUGCAGUACACCUGACUUUGAGCGGAAACCUGUAACACUGACGUUGCAGGAAGGUAAAAAUGCCAUUUUCAGAGCAGUGGUCAAAGGUGUCCCAACUCCUGACGUGAAAUGGACGCGUGUAAAAGGAGGAAUGGAUGAUCCUGCCAAAUAUGAAACAUUCUUCAAUAACGUUACAAAUGAAUUCAUUCUGCAGAUAAACAAACUUACCACAGAAGACAGUGAUUUGUAUCGCUGCUUUGCGGUGAAUGAGUAUGGGGAAGCUGUAUGCUCUGCUGGCCUCAGGAUCAUACAAGUUGGCUUUAAGAGGAAAACGAAAAAUGUUCCUGUUCGUCCUGCUGAUGACUUAAAGAAGAAGCUUCAGGACUUCAGGAAGCUGUUGAGGAAGCGUGUCCCAGCACCAAGACCAAAACCCUUGGACAAGGAAGCAGUCUGGCAACUGUUGCUGCAUGCAGAUAGAAGAGAUUAUGAGAAAAUAUGUAUGAAAUAUGGAAUUGUUGACUUCCGUGGGAUGCUGAGAAAGCUGCAGGAGAUGAGGAAGGACACAGAGAGUGAACAAGGAGAGUUAAUACACAGUAUCAAAAACUUUGAACACAUCAAAGUCAACAAGGAGGGAAAAGCUACGUUCAGUCUGGAGAUGGACUUGAAAAACAGCAACAGCAAAGUUUAUCUGCUUAAGGACGGUGAGAGGCUCAGAUAUGGAACAGGGGAUGAAUACAGAAAGCACUGCCUGAGGCAAAUUGGAAAAAGGUAUAAUUUCAUUGUCAACGAUGUGCAGCCAGACGAUGCAGGCUUGUAUCAAGUCAGAGUGGAGGACGUACCUGUUUUCUCAACUGAACUGGACGCUGAAUCCAUCCCUGUGAGAUUUGAGCAGCCUCUCAGUGAUGUGCGUUGUCCCGAGGAAGAAAAUGCUGUCUUUGAGUGUAUCCUACGCACGCCAUGCUAUGAUGCUGUGUGGCUACACAAAACCCACCUCCUCGAGGCAAGUGAGAAGCACCAGAUCUCCGUAACACCUGACGGUCUGACCCACCAGCUGAUUAUCAAAAACAUUGUGCCUUCUGACAAUGGCAUGUACACGCUCGACACUGGACUCUGCUCCUCAAAUGCCUGGCUUAUUGUAGAGUAUGCUAAAGGAAAGAGGACGCAGGGUGAAGGAGAUGAAAGAGAGAAACAUGAGUGGCUGAAAGAAACAUUGCCAGAUAAAGACAGGGCUAAGAAACUUCGAUGCAGAGAAUAUGUUGGUGAUGAAGACCAUCUUAUGGACACUGGCAUGGAAAAAGAUGGCUGGUACAGAAAUGGUCAUGGUGGCAGUCAAGGCCACUCCACUGAUGUUGAUGAAAGCCAUAGAUUUUUGGGAAAAGGCGGGCUACGCGGAGCCCAGAAAAAUGAAAGGAUGGGGUUUGGGCAGUUUUCUGGAGCAGACCUAGAUGGAGACUCAAUGACAAAUGAUGGUAGUAGCUUUGGAUUAACAGGUUUAGGAGGCAAAAGUAGAUUAAGGCCUUACCGUGGCAAGGAUUCUAUGACAGGCAGAGCAGAGGUUGAAGGAGGAAUGCGGUCCCCCUAUGGCAAGGAUGGUCUGCUGACUGUAGUUGAUAUGAAUGGAGCAAGUAUAAACAGAGAAGGACAAACAGGAACUCCCUAUGGCAAGGAUGGCCUGACACUUCAUGCUAGUGGUCAUUUAGGUCAGGCAGGAAGGUCUGGCUUGCUGUAUGGCCCAGGUGGUCUUCCAGCUAGAGAUGGGACUAUAUCUGAUGCAGGUGGCAGUUCUAUAGGGGAAAUGGAGGCUUCGUAUGGUCCAGAUGGUCGACCAGUUGGAACAGGUGUUGGUGAUGCUGGUGUAGCUGGUGCAGGGGGAUUUGGGUGUCCCUAUGGAAAGGAUGGUCUCCCAAAUGGGGCUGGUCUUGGUGCUGCUGGUAUAGCUGGUGCAGGGGGGGUUGGGGCUCCUUAUGGAAAGGAUGGUCUUCCAGUUGGGGCUGGCAUUGGUGGUGCUGGUGUAGCUGGCGCAGGGGGAGUUGGGUCUUCCUAUGGAAAGGAUGGCCUCCCUGCUGGAGCAGGCGUUGGUGGGGCUGCAGUUGGUGGUUUUGGAGGUGUUGGAUCUCCCUAUGGAAAGGAUGGUAUCACAACUGGAGCAGGUGUUGCUGGUGCAGGGGGAGUUGGGUUUCCAUACGGAAAGGAUGGUCUCCCAGCUGGUGCUGGGAUUGGUGCUCCUGGUGUAGCUGGUGCAGGGGGAGUUGGGUCUUCCUAUGGAAAGGAUGGUCUCCCAGAUGGGGCUGGUCUUGGUGGUGCUGGUGGAGAGGGAGUUGGGUCUGCCUAUGGAAAGGAUGGUCUCCCAGCUGGGGCUGGUCUUGGUGGUGUAGCUGGUGCAGGGGGAUUUGGGUCUCCCUGUGGAAAGGAUGGUCUCCCAGCUGGGGUUGGUCUUGCUGGUGGUGCUGGUGCAGGGAGAGUUGGGUAUCCCUAUAGAAAGGAUAGUCUCCCAACUGGAGCAGGUGUUGGUGGUGUAGCUGGUGCAGGGGGAGUUGGGUCUCCCUAUGGAAAGGAUGGUCUCCCAGCUGGGGCUGGUCUUGGUGGUGCUGAUGCAGGGGGAGUUGGGUCUGCCUAUGGAAAAGAUGGUCUCCCAACUGGAGCAGGCGUUGGUAGUGUGGCUGGUGUAGGGGGAGUUGGGUCUCCCUAUGGAAAGGAUGGUCUCCCAGCAGGGGCUAGUCUUGGCGGUGGUGGUGGACGGGCAGUUGGGUCUCCCUAUGGAAAGGAUGGUCUCCCAGCAGGGGCUAGUCUUGGCGGUGCUGGUGGAGAGGCAGUUGGGUCUCCCUAUGGAAAGGAUGGUCUCCCAGCUGGGGCUGGUGUUGGUGGUGUAGCUGGUGCAGGGGGAGUUGGGUCUUCCUAUGGAAAGGAUGGUCUCCCAACUGGAGCAGGUGUUGGUGUUGGUGGUGUAGGUGGUGCAGGGGGAGUUGGGUCUUCUUAUGGAAAGGAUGGUCUCCCAGCUGGCAUUGGUCUUGGUGGUGCUGGUGCAGGGAGAGUUGGGUCUGCCUAUGGAAAGGAUGGUCUUCCAACUGGAGCAGGUGUUGGUGGUGUAGCUGGUGUAGGGGGAGUUGGGUCUGCCUAUGGAAAGGAUGGUCUCCCAACUGGGGCUGAUCUUGGCGGUGCUGGUGGAGGGGCACUUGGGUCUCCCUAUGGAAAGGAUGGUCUCCCAGCUGGGGCUAGUCUUGGUGGUGUAGCUGGUGCAGGGGGAGUUGGGUCUUCCUAUGGAAAGGAUAGUCUCCCAACUGGGGCUGGUCUUGGCGGUGGUGGUGGAGGGGCACUUGGGUCUCCCUAUGGAAAGGAUGGUCUCCCAGCUGGGGCUAGUCUUGGUGGUGUAGCUGGUGCAGGGGGAGUUGGGUCUGCCUAUGGAAAGGAUGGUCUCCCAACUGGGGCUGGUCUUGGCGGUGGUGGUGGAGGGGCAGUUGGGUCUCCCUAUGGAAAGGAUGGUCUCCCAGCUGGGGCUAGUCUUGGUGGUGUAGCUGGUGCAGGGGGAGUUGGGUCUGCCUAUGGAAAGGAUGGUCUCCCAACUGGGGCUGGUCUUGGCGGUGGUGGUGGAGGGGCAGUUGGGUCUCCCUAUGGAAAGGAUGGUCUCCCAGCUGGGGCUAGUCUUGGUGGUGUAGCUGGUGCAGGGGGAGUUGGGUCUGCCUAUGGAAAGGAUGGUCUCCCAACUGGGGCUGGUCUUGGCGGUGGUGGUGGAGGGGCAGUUGGGUCUCCCUAUGGAAAGGAUGGUCUCCCAGCUGGGGCUAGUCUUGGUGGUAUAGCUGCUGCAGGGGAAGUUGGGUCUUCCUAUGGAAAGGAUGGUCUUCCAGCUGGAGCAGGUGUUGGUGUUGGUGGUGUAGCUGGUGCAGGGGGAGUUGGGUCUUCUUAUGGAAAGGAUGAUCUCCCAGCCGGAGUAGCUGUUGGUGGUGUAGCUGGUGCAAUGGGAGUUGGGUCUGCCUAUGGAAAGGAUGGUCUCCCAGCUGGGGCUGGUGUUGUUGGUGGUGGUGUAGCUGGUGCAGGGGGACUUAGGUCUCCAUAUGGUAAAGAUGGUCUCCCAGCUGGGGCUGGUGUUGUUGUUGGUGGUGUAGCGGGUGCAGGGGGAGCUGGGUCUCCCUAUGGAAAGGAUGGUCUCCCAGCUGGGGCUGGUCUUGGUGGUGCUGAUGCAGGGGAAGCUGGGUCUGUCUAUGGAAAGGAUGGUCUCCCAGCUGGGGCUGGUGGUGGUGGUGUAGCUGGUGUAGGCGGAGCUGGGUCUGUCUAUGGAAAGGAUGGUCUUCCAGCUGGGGCUGGUCUUGGUGGUGCUGAUGCAGGGGCAGUUGGGUCUGUCUAUGGCAGGGAUGGUCUCCCAGCUGGGGCUGGUCUUGGUGGUGGUGUAGCCGGUGCAGGGGGAGUUGUGUCUGCCUAUGGAAAGGAUGGUCUCCCAGCUGGGGCUGGUCUUGGUGGUGGUGGUGUAGCUGGUGCAGGGGGAGUUGGGUCUCCAUAUGGUAAAGAUGGUCUCCCAGCUGGGGCUGGUGUUGGUGGUGUAGCUGGUGUAGGUGGAUCUGGGUCUUCCUAUAGAAAGGAUGGUCUCCCAGCUGGGGUUGGUCUUGGUGUAGCUGGUACAGAGGGAGUUGGGUCUGCCUAUGGAAAAGAUGGUCUCCCAGCUGGCGUUGGUCUUGGUGCUGCUGGUGCAGGGGGAGUUGGGUCUGCCUAUGGAAAAGAUGGUCUCCCAACUGGAGCAGGUGUUGGUGGUGUAGCUGGUGUAGGGAGAGUUGGGUCUUCCUAUGGAAAGGAUGGUCUCCCAACUGGAGCAGGUGUUGGUGGUGUAGCUGGUGUAGGGGGAGUUGGGUCUUCCUAUGGAAAGGAUGGUCUCCCAACUGGAGCAGGUGUUGGUGGUGUAGCUGGUGUAGGGAGAGUUGGGUCUUCCUAUGGAAAGGAUGGUCUCCCAGCUGGGGCUGGUCUUGGUGGUGCUGGUGCAGUGGGAAUUGGUUCUCACUAUGGAAAAGAUGGUCUUCCAGUGGGAAUGGGAACUGAGGCUGGUACUGGUUUAGCUGAUUUUGGGGGUUUUGGGUCUCCAUAUGCAAAGGAUGGUCUCCCGGCUGGGGCUGGUGCUGGUGUAGCUGGUGCAAGAGGCGUUGAUUCUUUCUAUGGAAAGGAUGGUCUUCCAACUGGAGCUGUAGCAGGAGCUGCUCAUUUUCCUUUUGGAGGUGAAGAAGUAAUGGGAUCUCACCAUGGCAGGGAUACUACACUGAGCAGAGCUCAAGGCUAUAUAGGUGGAGCAGGAGGAGAUGGCUUUUCCUCAGAAAGCAGUCGUGGCGGUGGCUCUGCAAUAUGGAGUGCUGGGUCUCCCUAUGACAAGGACAGAGGGUCAGCUGGAGCCAGGGCUGGUGUGGGUGGUGUUGGCAGGUUGGGAGGUGAUGAAAGGGAGUUACAUUCAGUCCGUGGUAAAGAAGGUGUGGUAGGUGCUGUUGGACGAGGUGGUGAACAUGGGCUGGAUUCACAUCCUGGCAAAUCUUCUACGGGAGGUGAAACUGGAAAGGGCACUGCCAGUGAUUUCAGAGGAUCAAGGCACAAAGGUUCAUCGCAUGACAGAGAUUCACUUUCAGGUCAAGAUGAUGCCAGGGGUGAGGGCAGAGAUUUAGGACAGUUUGGCUCCCUUUAUGGCAAAAAUUCUGCCUUUGGUGGGGCAGGGAGUAAAUCCCAUAACAGAUCUGUUGAUGGGAGGAAUUCAGGUGGUUUUGGUCAAGGUUCAUUGGAUUAUGGUCAGAUGUCAGAUCUUUAUCGUGGACCUCCUUCAAUAAACCAGAUAAAACAGGAACCCAGCCUUGAUACUAAAGCAAAUGAUUUCUUGAAGAAUACAGAAAGUAUUGGAAAAAGAAGACGUUUUUGCCUGGAUGAUCUGAAAGCACCACGCUGUCAUGUCAACAAACAGUUGCUUGAUGUUAGAGUCCUGAAAGGGGAACCAGCUGAGCUGUCUUGCACUGUCAGUAAAGAUGAAGUGACAGGAACCUGGUUUAAAGAUGGAUUAAAGUUAACAAGCAUGGAUGGAGUCUUUUUUGAAAAGGAAGGUCUAGUCCACAAACUAAUUAUUAACAAAGUGGAAGAUAUUCACGCUGGGAAAUACAGGUUUGAAGGAGGAGAUAUAAAAACUGAAGCUUCAAUUUUUGUUGAAGAUCCUCCACAGGUCGACAAAGUUCUCCUCAAAAACUUAACAAGUGUUCCUACUGUGGCCAAGGCAGGGCAGAAAGUAAAGAUCAAGAUCCCUUUUGAGGGCCGGCUGCCAAUCAGAGCAACAUGGCUAAAGGACAGAAUGGAGCUGGCAGAUGACACAAGGAUUCGUGUUGAUAAAACAGAGACCUUUACCAUGCUGUCCAUCUCCAGCAGUGAGAGAAAGGACUGUGGGGAUUACAAAGUCAGGCUGAAGAAUGACAGUGGGGUCCUGGAGGUCAACUUAAAGCUUGUGGUAACAGACAAGCCACAGCCACCUGCAGGACCCAUCAAAAUUGUAGAAAGCUCUGCAAAUGACAUCACCAUUGAGUGGAAGCCCCCAAAGGAUGAUGGGGGCAAACCAGUGCAAAGCUACAUUGUCGAGAGACAACAGGUAGGCAAUAACGACUGGGUGACUUUGGGAGAAACCCCCAAGAGCUGUACUACCUUUACUACUAACAAAGUGGAACAAGACACGAGCUACUACUUCAGGGUGAGAGCUGUGAAUGCCGAGGGAACCAGCGACGCACUGGAAUCAGAUGAAGUGAAGGCUGUCAGUAAAGCUUCACCUGGUGCCCCAGAUCCCCCUGAAAUUGUUAGCGCCAGCAAAGACACCAUCACAAUAUCCUGGAAAGCACCUCGUAAAACUGGCAGUACUCGAAUUCUGGGAUAUAUUGUCCAAAAACGCAAGAAGGGUACCAUGACCUGGCUACCAGUCAACAAUGUGCCUAUAGCAGACAAGAAGCUGAAAAUAACCAAUCUCAAGAGAGGUCUGCAGUAUGAAUUCCGUGUGGCAGCUGUCAAUGCUGCUGGCAUAGGAGAUGCCAGUGAACCGUCACAGCCUGUCUUUGCACGGGAUUCCACGAAAUCUCCAGGUCAAGUGCAGGACCUUAAAGUGAGCAGCAGUGACAGCACUAGUGUCACCUUGACAUGGAAGAGACCUGAAGCAAAAGAUGGGAGCGAUGUGAAAGGCUAUGAGGUGGAGAUGCGGUCUUCUAACAACCUCAGCUGGAGCAAAUGCAAUACUCUUCCAAUAGAGAUGACCACUUACACAGUUAAAGGUCUCCAAGCCAAGGAGAUGUACUUCCUACGUGUGAGAGCUCUCAAUGACAGUGGCCCAGGAGAAGCCGCAGAGCUUGAAGUUUGCCUCAAAGCUGCUCCCCCUGUAGUUUCUCCCAGGUUACUAAUAGAUGACACAGUGAAAAGCUUCCUGGUUAUAAAAGCAGGAAAUACCAUCCGAGUGAAUAUUCCCUUUGAAGCAUCUCCAGAUCCAGUGGUGACCUGGUUAAAGGAUGGGCUUCCUCUUCCAAACCAGGCUACAAUAAACACCAAAGAUGAUACCACCCAGCUGCUGAUUGGAGCGGCUGAGUUCACUGACAGCGGCACCUACACCGUUGAGCUCCAGAACGGGUUAGGGAAAAGAGAAACAUUCAGCUUCCAAGUUCAAGUUACAGAUAUCCCACAAUCGCCGGGACAUAUUCAAUUGGAAGAGAAUGUGCCAAAUACAGUGACAGUAACCUGGGAGCCAUCAGAGUCUGAGAAAUGGGAAAGUAAUCUCUACUACACAGUCCUGAAACGUGAAUCACAGAAAGGCUUGUGGCACGUGGUGGGUGACCUGAUCUACACCAACAAGUUCACAUUCACCAAACUGAUCCCAGGCCGGGACUACUACUUUAGGGUUGUGGCAAAAAAUAACUUAGGAGCCAGUGGUCCAUCUGACACUGCACGGCCUUGGAGAAUUCAAAAACCAAAGGCUGAAUUUCAAGUCAAACCACAGAAAUACAGAGGAGUUAAUCAAAACCAGCCCCCGAGAUUCCUCAUCCCGUUGAAGCCUCAUGUGGUGACUACCGGGAGUGAGUGCCAUAUGAGCUGUGCAGUUGGAGGCCAUCCACCUCCAAAGAUCACAUGGUACAAGGACAGUAGAGACCUCUCCAAUGAUCCUACCUAUUUUUGCACAAACGACUUUGGUGUCUGCUCCCUGGUCGUCCUAGGUGUCACAAAACAUGAUGAAGGAGAAUAUAUGGUAGAAGCCACCAAUGAAUUGGGCCGUGCAUUCAGCAAAGCCUUCCUCACUAUUAAAGGUAAGGAUCUUUAA
This is a messenger RNA of Gavia stellata (red-throated loon), 8358 nucleotides long. It is a transcript of the gene IGFN1, whose product is annotated as immunoglobulin like and fibronectin type III domain containing 1. Gene Ontology annotation, molecular function: protein binding. The coding region runs from base 1 to 8358 and encodes 2785 amino acids. NCBI's taxonomy places the organism in Eukaryota, Metazoa, Chordata, Aves, Gaviiformes, Gaviidae. The record is from RefSeq and is a predicted model, not a curated record. The transcript is spliced from 23 exons.